Clarias gariepinus (North African catfish) is the source of this 1120-nucleotide messenger RNA. Its product is annotated as apolipoprotein Eb-like. The transcript has 4 exons. NCBI's taxonomy places the organism in Eukaryota, Metazoa, Chordata, Actinopteri, Siluriformes, Clariidae. Gene Ontology annotation, cellular component: chylomicron; high-density lipoprotein particle; blood microparticle. Gene Ontology annotation, biological process: triglyceride homeostasis; cholesterol efflux; cholesterol homeostasis. The record is from RefSeq and is a predicted model, not a curated record. The coding region runs from base 111 to 845 and encodes 244 amino acids. Gene Ontology annotation, molecular function: cholesterol binding; phosphatidylcholine-sterol O-acyltransferase activator activity; phospholipid binding.
UUUUUGCUUGCGUAUAUAUGAACAGCCCUCGCUACACUCCCAGGCAUACUAGACUGAAAUAAAAGUUCAGCAAGGAAUAUCUACAAAGAGCUACAACAAAGACAACAAAGAUGAAGGUUUUAUUUGUGCUUGCCAUUGUGGCAUUUACAGGUUGCCAAGCCAAUUUAUUCCUUGCUGAUGAGCCCAAACCACACAUGGAGAAACUGACUGAUGCUUUCUGGGGCUAUGUUGCCAAGGCAACACGCACUGCUGAGGACACACUGAAAACAAUCAGAGGGUCUCAACUUGGACAGGAAGUUAAUACUCGAAUUGCAGAUGGUGUUAAUGGGGUCAGUCAGUAUGCUGUCACUCUUCAGAACCAAAUGAGCCCUCUGGCCCAAGACAUCAUGGCCAAAAUCACAGAGGAGGCUGAAGUUCUGGGGGAGAGACUGAAGCAGGAUCUCACCAAUGUAAGAGAUAAACUGGAUCCCUAUGCUGAGGAUCUGAAGUCCCAAAUUCAGCAGAGAGUGCAGCACCUGAGAGCAGCUGUUGCUCCCCAUGCUGAGUCAUUUGACUCUGAAGUUCUGAAAGCCACUGUGCUUCAAACGAUUGAGGAAAAAGUGAAGGAACUGCAGUCCAAGCUGGAGCCCUAUACAGAAGAACUCAAACAGAAAGUCAAAGAGCACCUGCCGGAAUUCCAGAAGACCGUGGCUCCUCUGACUGAGGAUCUUCACGCCAAGAUUGCUUUGGUUCAGCAGGGUCUGGCUCCCUAUGCUGAGGAUGUGAGCGAGAAACUCGAUCCCUACGCCCAAAUCCUGAAGGACCAGCUCACUUCUCUUUAUGAGGCCUUCACCAAGACUAGUUAAAUACAGCGGACACUAUUUUUUACUCACUAGACAGUUUUUUCUUUUCUCACCCCAAAUAAUAUUAAAUACUUCAUUUUAUAUUGCAAAUUAGAAGAACACACUUUAAACAGUCGACUUUAUCAGCUUGCUAACAAUGCAGGAAAAUGCCUUCACAAGUUGAAAAAUUGCCAAAAUAUAAUUGUGUUUUAUUUGUGUAGUUUUGUAUUCAGGUGUCCUUUUUGUAUAUUGUUCCUAUUUUCUGUAUUUAUAUGAUUAAAAACCUACAUGCAAACUGA